Molecule: messenger RNA, 7349 nt
Organism: Aphidius gifuensis
Lineage: Eukaryota; Metazoa; Arthropoda; Insecta; Hymenoptera; Braconidae
Gene: MESR4
Exons: 2
Coding region: 386-6739 (2117 amino acids)
Biological process (GO): regulation of DNA-templated transcription
Molecular function (GO): RNA polymerase II cis-regulatory region sequence-specific DNA binding; DNA-binding transcription factor activity, RNA polymerase II-specific
Source: RefSeq, a predicted model, not a curated record
CAUUGCUUCUCAGUUCUCAUUGUGAUCGCAAAUGAUAUGACGCCAUUUUAACUAACCUUUUCGGCGCGACGAAGCAGUCGCCAAACAACACCGAGAUAAAGAUAGUUUUUUUUUUUCUCGUUUGUGUUUCACGCUUGCAGUCUUAUACAUAUAUCAUUAAUUCAUUUUUAUUAUUUUCAUAUUAUAUUUAGAAAGUGUUAUUUAUUAGUGUUUAACAAUAUCUAAGUUUUUAACAAUUGUUUGAGGUGAUUAAAAAAUUUUGUCAAGAAAAUACUGAAGGUGAAUUUUUUAUUCCUUUUUUUUUUUUUUAUUUUUUUUAUGUUGGAGUUUGCUGGUGUUUCUUAGUCAGAUAAAGUCCACCAUCGUCGUGAUCGAGUCUACUAUUAUGGAAGAAGAUGAAACAGAAGUUACAAAUGCUGAUACUUGGAACAAGUUUGAUGACAGUAAAUCAUCAUCAAAUUUUCAAUUAAAUAAUGUUGAUGAAAAAAUAAAAAAUGCCGAGGAGUCAGUAUCCCAAGAUUCUUGGGAUGAUGAUGAUGAAUCAUUUGAUGAAGAUGAAGAAUUUGAUGAUGAUGAUGAUGAUGAUGAAAAUGAUGAUGAUGAAAAUGAUGAUGAUGAUGAUGAUGAUGAUGAUGAUGAUGAUGAUGAUGAUGAUGAAGAUGAAGAUGAAGAUGAAGAUGAAGAUGAAGAACAAGAAGGACAACAUGAUGAAGAUGAAGAAGAAAUUAAAAGUUCAACAUACAAAUUAGAAAGUUUUAAAAAUGAUAUAUUAAUAAACGAUAAUGAUAAAGAACCAGAAAAAAUAAAUAUAUCUGUAUAUCCAGCAAUGGAAAAGAAAGAAGUCAUCAUAAAUAAAACACCAACUGGGAAAUUAAUUGAUAAUAAUCAAAAAUUAGUAAUACGUAAUGUUAAAAAUAGUAAAAUAAAAAGCCAAUCACAAUAUCUUAAUUCAAAUUUAUUAAUUGAUAUUCAAAAAAAUGUUUGUUUAAGAUGUAAAAAAUCAAAACAAACAAUGGUAAAUAGUGAAAUGAAAAAUAAUAAAAAUAUUUGUCAUUGCAAAUAUACAUUAAAAACAAAAAAUAAUUAUAGUGAAAUAAAUAAUAAACCAAGUACAUCAUUACAAAAUUUAUCAAUAAAUGAUAAAUUCAAAAAUAUUGCUAAUAAAUUUAAAAUAAGUCGUAAAGUAUAUAAAUGUGCAACAUGUGAAACAUAUUUUGAAAAUUGGAAUUUGUUUAUUCAUAUGAGAGAUAUACAUAAUCGUCACAUUUGUUUAUUUUGUUUGGGUUUAUUUGGUGCUGCUGAUAGAUUAUCACAACAUCUUGAAAAACAACAUCGUGUAAAAGGUAUUAAAUAUGAUUCAGUUGAUGAUUUUUAUCAUUCAUUUAUUGGCUCGUGUUACCUAAUAUGUUGUUCAUGUGAAAAAAUUUUUACUGAAUCGGAUAAUUUUUAUAACCAUUAUUGUCAAAUACAAACAAAUGAUAAUGAUAAAUUAGUUAUUAAUCCCGUAAAUAUUAUAAAAUAUAAUAAAAAUAAUAAAUUAACAACAAUUAAUAAUAAUAAUUUUAAUAUUAAAAAGAAAAUUAAAAUUAGGAAUCGUAUUAGUAAUCAUGAUAAAAAAUUAUUAUCAUUGUAUAAACGUAACGUAACAAAUACUUAUGAUAGAAAAGUUAAUAAUAUUACUAAUGAUAAUAUUAAUUCAGAUAAUAAUAAAAUUAUCAGUAAUGUGCCAAUUGAUGAUAAUACUCUCAAUUUAAAUAAUAUAUAUGAUAAUAAUACAUUUAUACAAAAACAAAAUAGUUUAACUAAUGACAACAAAGAAUCCAUUGAAAAUGAUAAAAAAAAUUGUAAUAAUGAUAAUUUAUCAGAGGAUACUGUUGCUGAAACAAUAUUUCAAGUAUCAAAAUGUUUUGAUGAUGAAAAUAAUGACACAACAAUUGAAAAACAGUCGAGUCCAGUAUUAUCUGAUACAUUUGAUAAUAAUAAAAAAAUCAUAAUUAAUAAUCAUAAUAAUGAAAAAAUUGUUAACGCCAUUGAUAAUGAGUAUGACAGUGUUACUGAAACAAUAAUGCGUGUAUCAAAAGGUAUUCAUGAUGAUGAUGAAACUGACAAUGAUGAAAGGAUGAAUAAAUCAUCAGAUAGCUAUCAAGAUAAUAAUAAAAAACAGUUAUCUGAUAAUCAUAUGGAUAUAUCUGAUCAUGAUGACAACAAUGAAAUAAGUAAAUUAUCUGAAUUUUCAAAAAACAAUGAAUCAAAUAUUUGGAAACGUGAUACGAAUAAUUUAUUGUCAUCAUCAUCCUCAUCAUCAUCAUCGAGUAACUCGUCUUCAUCAGCAGAUGAAAAUGAAGAUGAUGAUGAUGAUAAUAAUGAAUCAAAUAAAAAUAAACCCAUAGCAUCAGUGUCCAGUGUUAAUACAAAUGACAGAAGAUUGGUUAUCAAAAUAUGCACAAAUAAAAAUUCAAGUUUUCAUGUAUCAGCCACAUCAAAUGGUAUAACUAUACCAUCUGAGUCUGAUGAAAAAAAUGAUACUAAUAAAAAAAAUAAUUUAGAUUGUGAUAAUAAUGAUAAUCAAAUUGAACCUUCAAAUGAAAGACCCAAAUCAUCAUCACCAAUACGAGAACAACAACAACAACAACAACAACAACAACAGCAGCAGCAGCAGCAAGAAUCAUCACCAGUAACAUCAUUACUAGAUACAUCAACUGAAUCACCAACAAAAAAUAAUGAUAAUCAAUUGAAUCAACAAAUUAAUUAUGAAACCAAAGAGAAAGAAGAAGAAGAACCAGUAAUUGAACCUCUAUCAUUUCUUCCAACAACUGCUGAAAACAAUGAUAUUAAUAAUGAUGAAAAAAUUAUUGAUGAUAAUAAUCAUGAUGCUAAUGAUAAUAAUGAUAAUACAACAAUUAUACCAAUUGAUGAUGGUAUAAAAUUGGUAUCUGAUGAUGUGCCAUUACUCGAUAUUGACGUUGUUGCAACACUUGAUGCAACAGAUAUUGUUGAUUUAUUACGUAGUUGUAUAAAAGCAGCAUGUUCAAUAUGUAUUUAUUGUAAUCAUGCAAGACAAAUUGCUGUUGAUGGUAAACAAUUAGCUUUACAUAUGCUUGCUGAGCAUAAUUUUCAACCUCAACAUCCAGCAAUAAUAAUUGAAAAAUAUCAAUUUAUUCAACGUGUUAAAAAAUCACUUGAUGAAUUAUCAAAUCAUUAUAUUAAUCUUGAUUCUUAUGAUUCAAAAAUUGGUACAUAUAAUAUAACAAAAACACGUAGAUAUGAAUGUUUUUAUUGUCGUAUUACAUCAUUAAAUCAUAAAGAUGUUUAUCAACAUAAUCGUAAAAUACAUCAAAAAAUGGUAAUAAUAUGUAUAAUGUGUAAAUUAUCAUUUUAUAGUUACAGUGAAUUAUUAUGUCAUCUUUGUCCUGGUAUUGAUAAAACAAAUUUAUCAAUGAGUGUUAAUCCAUUUACUCAAAUACCAUCAUUAUCACAUUCAUUAAAUGAUAUUAAAUAUCGUUGUUGUAAUUGUUUAUCAAUGGAUAUAUUACCAUCAGCAUUUCGUUUAAUGGUACAUUUACGUAGAGCACAUCAUACAUGUGAUAUAUGUCUUGAAACAACAACUAAUCAACAUAAAUUAUCAAAUCAUAUUAUGAAACAUAAAAUAAUACAUCCAUGUUUUAGAUGUGGUAUAUCAUAUAGAAAUAAACCUGAUUUUAAAAAUCAUCUUUAUUGGAAACAUGGUACUGAAUCAGUUGAUUGUAAAAAAUGUUUACAAAAAAAAUGGCCACAUAUUUAUCAUUUUUGUACACCACCAAAUGAAUUUACAUGUGAUGAAUGUAAUAUUAUAUUUAAAAAAGCUGUUGCAUUAAAAGUACAUAAACGUAUACAUACUAAUCAUGAGCCAUAUGAGUGUAAUAUUUGUUUUCAAAAAUUUAUAUCUAAAAAAGCUCUUGGAAGACAUGAUAUUGGAAUUCAUAAUCCACCGGAAAUAUUACCACCACCUGUUAUUCCAAUUUCUUGUAAUAAUGGUAAUAAUAAUAAUAAUAAUAAUAAUAAUAAUAAUAAUAUAUCAAAUGAAAUUAAUGAUAAUGAUAAGCCAGAGCCAAUGAACGUUGAUAAUGAUAAUUUUGAUAAUAGUGAAAAUUUGAAUGAACAUUUAAAAACAUCUGAACAACAGCAAUCAAGUCAAAUUAAUGUUAAUAAUGAAAUUAUUAUUAAAAAACCAGAUGAACAUGUUAAAAAAGUUAUUGAUGUUUAUGAUUUACCACCACUUAAUUUAUCAUCUGACUCAGAUUCUGAUACUGAUAAUGAAAUUAUUAAUAAAAAAAAUGAUAAUAUUGUUAUUUGUGUAUCUGAUGAUAAAUUGAAUGAUGAUAAUAAAAAUAAUAAAGAUGAAGAAAUUAAUAAAUCAAAUGAUGAUGAUAAUAAUAAAAAUAAUAAAGAUGGAGAAAUUAAUAAAUUAAAUGAUGAUGAUAAUACUAUUACUGAUGAUCAACAAGUUACAAUUAUGAAUGGUAUAUGGAAUAAUUUUAAAUCAUACAGAUUAAGUUUGGGAACAGAAGAUUUUGAUCUAGCUGCUGAAAAUAAAAUUGAAGAAGAAAAAAAAAGAUUAGAAUUAAUUGAUAUUAUUACUGAUGAUCAUGAUUAUUGUAUUGUUUAUACUGAUUCAUCAAAAAUUGAUAAUUCAAUUCAGAAUAAUGAUGCUGAAAAUAAAAUUGUUGAAAAACAUGAAGAAAAAAUUGUUGAUGAAAAUGAAAUAAAAAAUAUUGAUGAAAAAACAAUCGUAAAUACUGAAAUAAUUGAAGAAACAAAUACUCAACCACCUGAGAUUGAGAAUAAACCUGCUGAAAAUACAACUGAAAAUGAAAAGAAAAAAACAAAAUCACCUAAAAAGAAAAAUAAAGAAAAAACUGAUGGAUCAUCGUCAUCGAGUGAUUCAUCUAGUGAUUCUGAUACCAGUUGUUGUUCUGAUAGUAAUUGUAGUUGUACAUCAUCAUCAAGUGGUUCGUCAUCUAGCUCAAGCUCUAGUUCUGACUCAGAGUCCUCAAAUAAAAAACAAAAUAAAACAAUCAAACAAAAUAAUAUCAAAGAAAGUCAUGAUAGUGAAAAUAUGACUAUCGAUGAGACAAUUGAAACAAAUAAAAUAAACCAAGAUAUACCACCGAAAAUUCCAUCACCAAUACCAGAUUCAUAUGAAGAAGAACAAAAAAGAAUAAAAGAUGCAAAAUUAGUUCUUCGUCAUUCAGAUUUAGAUACAACAGAAACUGAAACAGAUGAAGAUUUUUAUGAUGAACAUCCGCAAAAAUUAGCACUACAAUUAUUAGAAGAAAAACGUAAUCAACUUCUUGCAUCAGUACCACAGCCAGAAGAGCCGAUAAAACCCUUGCAAAAUGGUACAAUUGAUGAUACACAAAAACUAAAUUCAAGUCCUAAGAAAAAAACAAGAGGUAGAAAGAAAAAAAAAGGAACUAGAGACAGUCGUCCAAUUAGAGAUAGUCGUCCAACUAGAGGAGCUCCAAAAGGACCUCGUGGACGUAAAGCAAAAUUGUCAAAUUGUCAAAUAAAUUCAACACAACAACAUCAACAACAGCUGCAGCAACAGCUACAACAACAACAUCAAUUACAACUACAAAUGUCAAAAACAAUUGAUUCAUUUAAAUUAAACAUUCCAAAUAAUAAGGCCUACAGAGCUAAACAAAAAAUAAGAUUUUCAUUGCCAAAUAAUACAAAUUAUUCAACACCAUCACCAUCAUCAACACCAGUAUAUGAUAAUUAUGCAAUAAAUAAUUCUUAUCAAACAACACCACAACAAAAUCAUUCAUAUUCUGGGAGUGAAAGUGAAACAAAACGAUCAUCAAAAAGACGUAGAAAACCAAAAAGGUUUUACGAUGAUUCGAGUGAUGAAGAGGCACAUUUACAAGAAAAAUUAUUGAAAUUUCGUCGUACUGAUCCACCACCACUAUCAUAUUUACUUCCACCACCAUUGCCUCCAUCAUUUCCAAUGGAAUUUAAUCAUACAUAUCCAGCACUAUCGCCACAACAUAAUACAAUACAACAAGUACCGUCACUAAAAUUACAACCAUCAAUAUUACAAUCAUCACUACCAACAUCACCAUCACCACUACUACCACCGCCAACAGAGCAAGAACCACCAUCAUCACCACUACUACCGCCGUCAAUAGCACUACCAUCAUCAUCACCAUCACCACCGUCACCACAACAAGAACCACCACCACCACUAUCAUCACAACCACUGUUACCUACACCACUAUUGCCACCACCACCAUCAACACCACCAUUAACACUUAAAGUAAGACCUAUAAGGAUAAAACAUCAAUUAGGUGGUGAAGCAAUGAUUAUGAAGAAAAAAUCAUUAAAUAUACAAGAUAAUAAUAGUGAAGAAGUUGAUAAUUUACAUGUUGGUUCAGUUAGUGAUUCAGAUGAUGCAAAUGAUUCAUCAAGUGAUUCAAAUACAUCAGAUGGUGAUAACAAAAUGCAAAUUGAUGAAACACCAAUGAUAGAAUCACCAACAAUACCAGUUGAUAAUUUUAGUGUUUCCGGACCAACAUCUGGAGCUAAAUUAUACUGUUAUUGUCGUUGUCCAUAUGAUGAAGUAUCUGAAAUGAUUGCGUGUGAUUCAAAAAAUUGUAAAAUUGAAUGGUUUCAUUUUGAAUGCGUUGAUAUUAAAGUACCGCCAAAGGGUAAUUGGUUUUGUCCAAAUUGUAAAAAAACAGAUCCAAAUGCAACACAAUGACUGAUAUCUCAUUUGAACAAUUAAAAACUAAUAGUUAAUAAUAGACAAAAAGAAAAAUGGAAAAAAAAGGAAAAAUUAUAAUAGACAUUUAUUUAUUUUUUCCAAUUUUAUUUAUUUUUAAAAUUAUUAUGAAAUGAACUUUAAAAUAAAUAUACUACAUAGGUAUAUUUAAAAAAUAUUCAAUUUACAAAAAAUUUAAAAAAUAGUUCAAUUUCAAAUGUUUUUUUUUUUAUAUUCAACAAUUAAAGCUUUGAAAAAAAACAAAAUCAAAUGAAAUUAAUUUAUUUUAGUUUUUUUUUUUUUUUUUUUUUUCUCCUAAAUUUUGUCAUUUUUUUAUUAUUCAAUUGAACUUUUCCAUGUUACUAAAAAAAAAACGCCGUACAUUAUACAUAUUCAUUUAAGUAUAUAUAAUUUUAAUUAUAUAUAUUUCUUAAUUCUUAAGCGAGUACUUGUAAAUACGUGUAAAUAAUAACUAUGUCAGAUUAAAAGAAAAAAAAAUAAAUAAUCUAAUUUUAAAUUUUUUGUUUUGAGUAUAAAUAAAAGAAUGAUGAUAAAUAACAGAAAACAACACAAAAAAAAAAAAAAAACGUGAAUCUAAGUUUAUUUGUUU